AUGCCUUCUUUUUCAGCAAAGCUCGUCUUCGUGCCAUGGUUAUGGAAUAAAAUGGCAUUUAUCAAACGGAAAACGGUCAAAUUCUCAGUGGAUCUUCAAGUAUGUCAUUUAUCAGAUGUUCCACUUGUGAAUGCAACAGUAUUCGGAAAGAUGAGAUUGCUCGACGGAGGUUCAUUUGAAGAAGCUACAGAAAGGGUUGAAGUCAAAAAUCACAGUGCCUCGUUCAACACACGUUUCGUUUUUUGCUGCCGGAUUCCAUGUGAUCAGAACUCAGGGACACUGGAAAAGUGUUUGUGUCGAGUGUCAAUCAGGAAGGAGCAAAAAGGCGGAAAGUCGUUUUACAAACUCGGAUUCGUGGAUAUCAACCUUUCCGAAUAUGCGGCUUCUGGUGUCGAAGGAAUGUCAAGAACCUAUCUUCUCAAUGGAUACACCAGUAAUCAACGGCUGGAUAAUUCAAAAGUGUGCAUCAAGAUUGCGAUGGCACAUCAGAGCGCUGAUCCUUUUUUCAGAGUACCUCGACUAUCAAACUUUGGUCCACGGGAAGAUGGUGCAAUUGAUCAGGAUGGAUUCAGAGCCGACGAUGAAACAGAUUCAGAGGAAGGAACGUCAUCCCAUCCAAAGCCAUCGAUGAUCGAAGCUCCAGAAAAUGCGUCAGCGGCAAGUAAUUCACAAAUGGAAGAACCUUAUAUCGAGCGACGUGGAGUUCACCAAGGCCCGCACCAAGUUUGUCAGCAACGGAGAUUUAGUCAGGACCGUUCGGCGCACAAAAUUCAGCAUUCACGAUUCGAUGCUGACAACGUGAUCAACAAGAUCAUUGCCGAGUGCCGCAUCUCAGAAGACGAAGUCGAAGGUAACAAUGCUGGUCUUGUUCUAGAGAAAUUUUUGGAUAAGAAUGGAAAACCUCUUGUCAAUCCACGUCCGCCGACAAAACGGACGUCUUAUGUAGCCGAGCAUUUUAAUGAUAAUUGA
Molecule: messenger RNA, 969 nt
Organism: Caenorhabditis remanei
Lineage: Eukaryota; Metazoa; Nematoda; Chromadorea; Rhabditida; Rhabditidae
Exons: 7
Coding region: 1-969 (322 amino acids)
Source: RefSeq, a predicted model, not a curated record